CCCAUUCUUCCUAGUUCUAAGGAAGUCAUGUUGUUAUUUUCAUCGAUUUCAAAAAUGGUAGUAAAAAACAUUGCCAUCGGAUUAGUUUGCAUUCUGGCCAUAACCAAUUGUGCUACAUCAUGUUUGCAGAAUUUAUUUGGUGGCCGGGGCUGUUCAUGUCCAAGGUCUUUACGUAAAAACGGUAUCCUUGGCUACAAUGGUGGUAAAAACGGUAUCUUCGAUUAUCCUUUUGGUGGUAACGGUAUUUUCGGUUACCCUUCUGGUAGCUACAAUAGCCUAAAAUACUCUUUAGGAGGAGUUCCUUUUGGUUACGGCGGUCCAUACGGUGGCCUUUACAAUGGUCCAUAUGGCUCAUCAAUUAACCCCAUCACUGUUGGAGGAGCCUCUUCCACUACUAGCGAAUUGUUCGGUUUAACAGGUGUCCCUAGCGUUAGUGUUGGUGCAGGAAUACCAUUUGGAUAUAGCAGCCAAUACAACGGACCAUACAACGGACUAUACAACGGACUAUACAGAGGACCAUUCGGUUACGGCAGCCCCUACGUUGGACCAUACAGCGGAUUAUACAGAGGCCCAUACGGUUCAUAUUUCCAGCCAUAUAAACGAAUACUUGGAUCAUCUUCGAGUACUGGCAGCUUAUUUAGACCAUUCGGUUAUGGUAGCCCAUACGCUAGACCAUACAGCGGACUAUACAGAGGUCCAUAUGGUUCAUAUUUCCGACCACAUAAAAGAAUUAUUGGAGGACCAUAUUCAAGUACUGACAGCUCAUUUGGACCAUUCGGUUACGGUAGCCCAUACGUUAGACCAUACGGCACCCUAUACAAAGGCCUAUAUGGUUCAUAUUUCCGGCCCAAUAAACGAGUAAUUGGAUCAUCUUCGAGUACUGGCAGAUUAUUUGGACCAUUCGGUUACGGUAGCCCAUACGCUGGACCAUUCGGCGAACUAAACGGUGAACAAUAUGGCUCGUCUUUAAGCCCAAUACAAAGUGUUGGUGGAUCCUCUUCAAGUACUAGUGGCUCAUUCGGUUCAUCAAAUGGCCCUGGCAACAAUAUUGACAGAUCAUCUUCAAGUACUAGCGGCUUAUUAGGAACUUCAAGUGCCCCGGGCGUUAGCGUUGAAAAAUCUACUACCAGUACAAGUGUUGCGGUUAAAUCAUCGGGUGCUCCUGGUGCCGUUGUUGGUGAGUCUUCUACCAGUACUAGUAGUACGGUUGGAUCAUCAAGUACCCCCGGGGGCAUUGUUGGUAGAUCGUCUUCAAGUUCUAGCGAUGUAGUUGGAUCUACGGGUGCCCCUGGCUCAAUCUUAGGUGGAGGUGUAUCAUUCAGUAAUGGCAGCCCAUACGUAGGACCAAACGGAGAAAUAUUAAGUGACCCAUACGUUGGACCAAACGGCGAAAUUUUAAGCGGCCCAUACGUUGGACCAAACGGUGAAAUUCUGAGCGGUCCAUAUGGUUCAUCACUUAACCCUCUUUCAAGUGUUGGUGGAUCGUCUUCGAGUUCUAGCAGUGUAGUUGGAUCAUCUGGUGCACCAGGCUCAAUCGUUGGACCAAACAGACAAAUAAUUAGUGGCCCAUACAUUGGACCAAACGGUGAAAUUCUGAGCGGCCCAUAUGGCUCAUCUCUUAACCCUCUUUCAAGUGUUGGUGGAUCGUCUUCGAGUUCUAGCAGUGUAGUUGGAUCAUCUGGUGCACCUGGCUCCAUCUUAGGUGGAGGUGUACCAUUCGGUAACAACGGCCCAUACGUAGGACCAAACGGACAAAUAAUUAGUGGCCCAUACGUUGGACCAAACAGAGAAAUUCUAAGCGGCCCAAACGGCGGGUUAUACAGCGGACCAUAUGGUUCAUAUCUUAACCCUCUUUCAAGUGUUGGUGGAUCGUCUUCGAGUUCUAGCAGUGUAGUUGGAUCAUCUGGUGCACCUGGCUCCAUCUUAGGUGGAGGUGGACCAUUCGGUAAAAACGGCCCAUACGUAGGACCAAACGGACAAAUAAUUAGUGGCCCAUACGUUGAACCAAACGGUGAAAUUUUAAGCGGCCCAUACGGUGGGCUAUACAGCGGUCCAUAUGGCUCAUCUCUUAACCCUCUCUCAAGUGUUGGUGGAUCAUCUUCGAGUUCUAGCGGUGUAGUUGGAUCAACUGGUGCCUCUGGCUCCAUCUUAGGUGGAGGUGGACCAUUCGGUAACAACAGCCCAUACGUAGGACCAAACGGACAAAUAACUAGUGGCCUAUACGGUGGGUUAUACAGCGGUCCAUAUGGCUCAACUCUUAACCCUCUCUCAAGUGUUGGUGGAUCAACUUCGAGUUCUAGCGGUGUAAUUGGAUCAUCUGGUGCACCUGGCUCAAUUGUUGGUGGAUCUUCUUCGAGUUCUAGCGGUGUAGUUGAAUCAACUAGUGCCCCUGGCUCAAUCGUUGGUGGAUCUUCUUCGAGUUCUAGCGGUGUAGUUGGAUCAUCUGGUGCACCUGGCUCCAUCUUAGGUGGAGGUGUACCAUUCGGUAACAACGGCCCAUACGUAGGACCAAACGGACAAAUAAUUAGUGGCCCAUACGGUGGGCUAUACAGCGGUCCAUAUGGCUCAUCUCUUAACCCUCUUUCAAGUGUUGGUGGAUCAUCUUCGAGUUCUAGCGGUGUAAUUGGAUUAUCUGGUGCACCUGGCUCAAUCGUUGGACCAAACGGACAAAUAAUUAGUGGCCCAUACGUUGGACCAAACGGUGAAAUUUUAAGCGGCCCAUACGGUGGGCUUUACAGCGGUCCAUAUGGCUCAUCACUUAACCCUCUUUCAAGUGUUGGUGAAUCAACUUCGAGUUCUAGCGGUGUAAUUGGAUCAUCUGGUGCACCUGGCUCAAUCGUUGGUGGAUCUUCUUCGAGUUCUAGCGGUGUAGUUGGAUCAACUGGUGCCCCUGGCUCAAUCGUUGGUGGAUCGUCUUCGAGUUCUAGCGGUGUAGUUGGAUCAACUGGUGCCCCUGGCUCAAUCGUUGGUGGAUCGUCUUCGAGUUCUAGCGGUGUAGUUGGAUCAUCUGGUGCACCUGGCUCCAUCUUAGGUGGAGGUGUACCAUUCGGUAACAACGGCCCAUACGUUGGACCAAACGGUGAAAUUUUAAGCGGCCCAUACGGUGGGCUAUACAGCGGCCCAUAUGGCUCAUCUCUUAACCCUUUUUCAAGUGUUGGUGGAUCAUCUUCGAGUUCUAGCGGUGUACUUGGAUCAACUGGUGCUCCUGGCUCCAUCUUAGGUGGAGGUGUACCAUUCGGUAACAACGGCCCAUACGUAGGACCGAACGGACAAAUAAUUAGUGGCCCAUACGGUGGGCUAUACAGCGGUCCAUAUGGCUCAACUCUUAACCCUCUUUCAAGUGUUGGUGGAUCAUCUGGUGCCCCUGGCUCAAUCGUUGGUGGAUCGUCUUCGAGUUCUAGCGGUGUAAUUGGAUUAUCUGGUGCACCUGGCUCAAUCGUUGGACCAAACGGACAAAUAAUUAGUGGCCCAUACGUUGGACCAAACGGUGAAAUUUUAAGCGGCCCAUACGGUGGGCUAUACAGCGGCCCAUAUGGCUCAUCUCUUAACCCUCUUUCAAGUGUUGGUGGAUCAUCUUCGAGUUCUAGCGGUGUACUUGGAUCAACUGGUGCUCCUGGCUCAAUCGUUGGUGGAUCUUCUUCGAGUUCUAGCGGUGUAGUUGGAUCAUCUGGUGCACCUGGCUCCAUCUUAGGUGGAGGUGUACCAUUCGGUAACAACGGCCUAUACGUAGGACCAAACGGACAAAUAAUUAGUGGCCCAUACGUAGGACCGAACGGACAAAUAAUUAGUGGCCCAUACGGUGGGUUAUACAGCGGUCCAUAUGGCUCAUCUCUUAACCCUCUUUCAAGUGUUGGCGGAUCGUCUUCGAGUUCUAGUGGUGUAGUUGGAUCAACUGGUGCCCCCGCCUCAAUCGUUGGUGGGUCACCUUUGGUUUCCAUCUUAGGUGGAGGUGUAUCAUUCGGUAACGGCAGCCCAUACGUUGGGCCAAACGGUGGACUAUUGAGUGCCCCAUACAGAGGUCUAUACAGUGGUCCUUAUGGCUCAUCUCUUAACCCCAUACAAAGUGUUGGUGGAUCGUCUUCUAGUACUAGCGAAGCUAUCGGAUCAUCGGGUGACCCAAUCUUGGGGGCUGGAGGUAGAUUACCUUAUGGUUACAUUAGACCGUACGGGUCAGCUCUAAACUCCAUUGUUUUUCUCGGUGGAUCAGGAACUCCGUUUAAUAAGAAUAUAGGUGGACGCAAUUGCAAAUGUGUGUGCUCAUAACAACCCACUGAUUUAAGUAUGUAACAUUGCUUCAUAACAAUUAAUAUUUGCUCAUCAUAUUUAUGUUGUUGUUGUUUCCCAUAUGCGUGUUGAUUGUAUUCACUCAUAUUUUAUUUAUAAUUAAUUUAAUAUUUAUAUUAUGUAUCUACUAAAACGGUCAACUAUUUAUUUUUUAAUAUUAUAUGGUUUUC
Messenger RNA from Adelges cooleyi (spruce gall adelgid), 4454 nucleotides. Its product is annotated as collagen alpha-1(I) chain-like. Bases 28 to 4263 code for a protein of 1411 amino acids. The transcript is spliced from 6 exons. The record is from RefSeq and is a predicted model, not a curated record. Lineage: Eukaryota; Metazoa; Arthropoda; Insecta; Hemiptera; Adelgidae.